AUGCACCGGAGGGGAUGCGCCGAAGAAGUAGGAGUGCGAAAUGUACACAAAAUCUAUCUAUCUAUCUAUAUAUCUAUCUAUCUAUCUAUUGCAAUCUUUUCACAUCUGUCUGUUUGUCUAUCUAUUUAUCGAAAUAUCUUCAUAUCUAUCUAUUUAUCUAUCAAUCGCAAUCUCUUCAUAUAUCAAUCGUUAUCUCUUUAUAUCUAUAUAUCUACCUAUCGCAUUGUCUUCAUAUCUAUCUAUCUAUCCAUUUAUCUAUCACAGUCCGUUCAAUAUCCAUCUAUCGCAUCUAUACAUAUCUAUCUAUCUAUCUAUCUAUCUAUCUAUCUAUCUAUCUAUCUAUCUAUCCAUUCAAUGUCCAUCUAUCAAUGUUCAUCUCUAUCUCAUCUAUUCAUCUAUCUAUCUAUCUAUCUAUCUAUCUAUCUGUUGAUAUCUAUUUAUCUAUCUAUCUAUCUCUACCAUAGUCCCCUAUCAUCUAUAUUCAUCUAUCUAUCUAUCUAUCUAUCUCAGUCUGAUAUCCAUCCAUCUAUCUAUCUAUCAUCUCAGUCUAUUGACCUAUCUAUCUAUCUAUCUAUCUAUCCAUCUAUCUCACAGUCCGUUCUAUCUAUCUAUCUAUCUAUCUAUCUAUCACAGUCCAUUCAAUGUCCAUCUAUCUCAGUAGAUUCCCCUAUCUAUCUAUCUAUCUAUCUAUCUAUCUAUCUAUCUAUCUAUCUAUCUAUCUGUCUGUCUAUCUAUCUAUCUCAGUCUGUUGAUAUCUAUCCAUCUAUCUAUCUUAGUCGGUUCAUUUAUCUAUCUCAUUCUUUAUCUAUCUGUCAGUCUAUCUCAUCUGUUCUUAUCUAUCACAGUUUAUUUAUAUAUAUUUAUCUCUGUCUGUUCACCUCGGUUUGUUUCUCUCUCUCUCACUCUCUCUCUCUCUCUCUUUAUCUAUCUAUCUAUCUAUCUAUCUAUCUAUCUAUCUAUCUAUCUAUCUAUCUACGUCUUUCUUGUUUCAUUUGCUAUCCUUUUUCGCUCUUCCUCUGUCUGCCUCUAACUUUGCUAUCUGUCCCUGUCUCCAUCUAUCUAUCUAUCUAUCUAUCUAUCUAUCUAUCUAUCUAUCUAUCUAUCUAUCUAUCUAUCUCAUUUUGUUUGUAUGUAUGUAUCUAUCUACCUAUCUGUCUAUCUAAGUUUGUUUGUAUCUAUCUAUCUAUCUAUCUAUCUAUCUAUCUAUCUAUCUACCUACCUACCUAUCUAUUUAUCUAUCUAUCUAUCUAUCCAUAUCAGUUUGUCCGUAUCUAUCUAUCUAUUUAUCUAUCUAUCUAUCUAUAUCAUUUGUUCGUAUCUAUCUAUCUCAGUCUGUUCAUAUCUAUCUAUCUAUCUAUCUAUCUAUCUAUCUAUCUAUCUAUCUAUCUAUCUUUUCUAUUUUUCUAUUUAUCUAUUCAUAUCUAUCUCUCUUCAUAUCUAUCUAUCUAUCUAUCUAUCUAUCUCAUUUGUUUGUAUCUAUCUAUCUAUCUACCUACCUACCUAUCUAUCUAUCUAUCUAUCUAUCUAUCUAUCUAUCUAUCUAUCUAUCUAUCUAUAUCAGUUUGUCCGUAUCUAUCUAUCUAUCUAUCUAUCUAUCUAUCUAUCUAUCUAUCUAUCUCUAUCAGUUUGUUCGUAUGUAUGUAUGUAUCUAUCUAUCUAUCGGUCUCUCUUAUGUUCGUAUCUAUGUAUCUAUCCCAGUCGGUUCAUAUCUAUCUUUCUAUCUGUUUAUGUUUCGUAUCUGUUUAUCUAUGUAUCUAUCUAUCUAUCUUAGUCUAUCUUUAUCUAUGUAUCUAUCUAUCUAUCUUGUCUAUCUUUAUCAUUUUGUUCCUAUCUAUCUAUCUUUAUAUCUAUCUAUCUUUAUAUCUAUCUAUCUUUAUAUCUAUCUAUAUCAGUUUGUUAGUAUGCAUAUAUGUAUCCCACUCGGUUCAUAUCUAUCUAUUUCAAUUUGUUCGUAUCUAUCUAUCUAUCUCAAUCUGUUUCUAUCUAUCUAUCUAUCUAUCUAUCUAUCUAUCUAUCUAUCUAUCUAUCUAUCGUAUCUAUCCACAUCUCUCUCUCUCUCACUCUCUCUCUCGCUCUCUCUCUCUAUCUAUUUAUCUAUCUAUCUAUCUUAAUCUGCUCAUACAUAUCUAUAUCAGUUUGUUCGUAUCUAUCUAUCUACCUAUCUAUCUAUCUAUCUAUCGUAGUUCAUAUCGAUCUAUCCCAUUUUGUUCCUAUCUAUCUAUCUAUCUCAGCCAGUCCACAUCUCUCUCUCUCUCUCUCUCUCUCUCUCUCUGUCUUAUUCUUUCUAUCUCUCUAUCUAAGCAACAUGGACUAAGAGGUUCUUUCCUUCUAUUUACUUGCCCAAUUUUGUUUCUCUUUUAUAUCGCAUCCAUUGCUGGGAAUUCAUCUUUCCUUCCUCUAUUCCUUUAUUCUUCUAUUCCUUCCUUCAUUCAUUCAUUCUUACCUUCUUCUAUUCCUUUAUUCUUCUAUUCCUUCCUUCAUUCAUUCUUACCUUCCUCUAUUCCUUUAUUCUUCUAUUCCUUCCUUCCUUCCUUCAUUCAUUCAUUCUUACCUUCCUCUAUUCCUUUAUUCUUCUAUUCCUUCCUUCCUUCAUUCAUUCAUUCUUACCUUCCUCUAUUCCUUUAUUCUUCUAUUCCUUCCUUCAUUCAUUCAUUCUUCCCUUCCUCUAUUCCUUUAUUCUUCUAUUCCUUCCUUCAUUCAUUCUUACUUUCCUUUAUUCCCUUAUUCUUCUAUUCCUUCUAUCCUUCAUUCAUUCAUUCUUACCUUCCUCUAUUCCUUUAUUCUUCUUCCUUCCUUCCUUCCUUCCUUCAUUCAUUCAUUCUUAUUCCUUCCUUCUAUUCCUUUAUUCUUCUAUUCCUUCCUUCCUUCAUUCAUUCAUUCUUACCUUCUUUAUUCCUUUAUUCUUCUAUUCCUUCCUUCAUUCAUUCAUUCUUCCUUCCUCUAUUCCUUUAUUCUUCUAUUCCUUCCUUCAUUCAUUCUUACUUUCCUUUAUUCCUUUAUUCUUCUAUUUCCUUCUAUCCUUCAUUCAUUCAUUCUUACCUUCCUCUAUUCCUUUAUUCUUCUAUUCCUUCAUUCAUUCAUUCUUCCCUUCCUCUAUUCCUUUAUUCUUCUAUUCCUUCCUUCAUUCAUUCAUUCAUUCUUACCUUCCUUUAUUCCUUUAUUCUUUUAUUCCUUCAUUCAUUCUUACCUUCUAUUCCUUUAUUCUUCUAUUCCUUCCUUCAUUCUUUCAGAUAG
Acanthosepion pharaonis is the source of this 3234-nucleotide messenger RNA. The record is from the annotation of a GenBank genome assembly. NCBI's taxonomy places the organism in Eukaryota, Metazoa, Mollusca, Cephalopoda, Sepiida, Sepiidae.